This is a messenger RNA of Epinephelus fuscoguttatus (brown-marbled grouper), 6536 nucleotides long. Its product is annotated as ras-specific guanine nucleotide-releasing factor 2. Gene Ontology annotation, molecular function: guanyl-nucleotide exchange factor activity; protein binding. The record is from RefSeq and is a predicted model, not a curated record. NCBI's taxonomy places the organism in Eukaryota, Metazoa, Chordata, Actinopteri, Perciformes, Serranidae. Gene Ontology annotation, biological process: Ras protein signal transduction; positive regulation of GTPase activity. Gene Ontology annotation, cellular component: plasma membrane. The transcript has 29 exons. The coding region runs from base 462 to 4391 and encodes 1309 amino acids.
CGCGCAUCACCAGAGAGAGAAGGAGAGAUAGUGUGAGUGAGUGUUUGUGUGCAUGCGAUAGAGAGACAGAGAGUUAACCGCUGUCAAAGCCGAUUACUCUCCACCGGGUCUGUGAUUCUGUCACUGUGUCCACUUGAGGGCUCUCCCCUUUGUGAACGACACGCCUCUCGCUUCCUUCCUGCUUGUUUUCUUUUUUAUACAUAUAUAAAAGCGUGCUUUUUGACGAGCAGCAUGGAUUUAUCCUAGUGUUUGUGGGACUCGGACUUCUGUACUAUGAGUUCUUCAGCAGAAGCGCUCCAGUCAGCGGGGCAACUUUUUGGUGCGCCACGGCGCCUCUGAGCCGCGCAUCUCUGGGUGGGAGGGUUCACACGCAACCCCCGGCGAACAUGAGCUGUGAGAGCUCGCGGUGAAAGCUUCGCUUGUCCCACUUUCUUCUUCUCUUCCAAAACCGUACGACAAAAAUGCAGAAGAGCUUCCGCUACAACGAAGGGCACGCGCUCUAUCUGUCGGAGUACGCGCGUAAAGAGGGGACUAAGCGCGGCUACCUGAGCAAGAAGACCGCGGAGAGCAGCCGAUGGCACGAGAAGUUCUUUGCCCUCUACCAGAAUAUACUGUUCUACUUCGAGAACGAGCAGAGCACGAGACCUGCCGGGAUUUACCUGUUGGAAAGAUGCACCUGCGAGCGCGCGCCGGCGCCCAAGAUGUCCACUACUGGGAAGGAAGCGCUGGAGAAACAGCACUACUUCCUCAUCAUGUUUGGUCACGAUGGACAGAAGCCUCUGGAGCUGCGGACAGAGGAGGAGAGUGACUGCGAUGAAUGGGUGGAGGCCAUCCAGCAGGCGAGUUACUCUGACAUCAUCAUUGAACGAGAGGUGUAUCGGCAGAAGUACAUCCACCUGGGACAGAUAGUGGAGACUGAGAAGGUGGCAGGCAAUCAGCUGCGGACCCAGCUGGAAGAUCAAAAUACAGAAAUUGAGAGGCUCAAAGCAGAGAUUAUAGCUCUGAACAAAACUAAGGAGCGAAUGCGGCCUUACCAUGUCAACCAUGAAAAUGAAGACCCGGAUAUCAAAAAGAUUAAAAAGGUGCAGAGUUUCAUGCGGGGCUGGCUCUGUCGAAGGAAGUGGAAGAUCAUUGUUCAGGACUACAUCUGCUCUCCUCACGCUGAGAGCAUGAGGAAGAGGAACCAGAUCGUCUUCAACAUGGUGGAGGCAGAGACAGAGUAUGUCCACCAGCUCUACAUCCUGGUCAACUGUUUCCUCAGACCUCUGAGGAUGGCCGCCAGCUCCAAGAAACCCCCCAUUAGCCAUGAUGAUGUCAGCACCAUCUUCCUUAACAGUGAGACCAUCAUGUUCCUACAUGAGAUUUUCCAUCAAGGCUUGAAGGCGAGGAUAGCCAACUGGCCAACUCUGGUGCUGGCUGACCUGUUUGACAUCCUGCUGCCCAUGCUGAACAUCUAUCAGGAGUUUGUGCGUAACCAUCAGUACAGCCUGCAGGUUCUGGCCAACUGUAAGCAGAACAGAGACUUCGACAAGCUGCUGAAACAGUACGAGUCUAACGCCGCCUGUGAGGGAAGGAUGCUUGAGACUUUCCUCACAUACCCCAUGUUCCAGAUUCCUCGCUACAUCAUCACCUUGCAUGAGUUAUUGGCACACACGCCUCAUGAGCACGUGGAGCGCAAGAGUCUUGAAUUCGCCAAGUCCAAAUUAGAAGAGUUGUCCAGAGUAAUGCACGACGAGGUGAGUGACACGGAGAACAUCAGGAAGAACCUGGCCAUAGAGAGGAUGAUAGUGGAGGGCUGUGACAUCCUGUUGGACACCAGCCAGACCUUUGUCAGGCAGGGCUCUCUGAUCCAGCUGCCAUCGGUGGAGCGGGGGAAGCUGAGUAAGGUCCGGCUGGGCUCUCUCUCUCUAAAAAAGGAAGGGGAGCGGCAGUGCUUCCUCUUCACCAAACACUUUCUCGUCUGCACACGCAGCUCUGGAGGAAAACUGCACCUCCUCAAGCAAGGUGGAGUUUUGUCCCUGAUUGACUGCACACUCAUAGAGGAACCAGAUGCCAGCGACGAUGAGUCUAAAUCUGGUGGUCAGGUGUUUGGUCAGCUGGACUUUAAGCUGGUAGUGGAGCCAGCAGACACACCUUCGUUCACCGUGGUGUUACUGGCACCAUCGCGGCAGGAGAAGGCGGCAUGGACCAGUGAUAUUAGCCAGUGUAUAGAUAAUAUCCGCUGUAAUGGCUUGAUGACCAGUGUGUUUGAGGAGAACUCUAAAGUCACCGUGCCUCAUAUGAUCAAAUCCGAUGUGCGUCUCCAUAAAGAUGAUGUUGACAUUUGCUUCAGCAAGACGCUCAACUCCUGCAAGGUCCCCCAGAUCCGCUACGCCAGCGUGGAGCGGCUGCUGGAGAGGCUGACCGACCUGCGCUUCCUCUCCAUAGACUUCCUCAACACCUUCCUGCACACGUACAGGAUUUUCACCACAGCAACGGUGGUCAUGGAUAAACUGGCCGACAUCUACAAGAAGCCCUUCUCCUCCAUACCUAUCAGGGUGCGGUACCACUCAUUUGAUCGUCUGUCCAUCUCAUCCAUCUGUCCCGACUACAGUCUGAAGAUCAAGAAGAUAGCCAUGGAUCAACCCAAGUCCUUGGAGCUGUUCUUUGCCACCAACCAGAACAACAGAGGUGGUGAGCACAUAAACGACAAAUCUCCUCGUCUCUGCCGCAAGUUCUCCUCUCCACCUCCUCUGUCCAUCCCAUCCCGCACCUCCUCCCCUGUCCAAACACGAAAGCUUUCCCUCCACUCACCCAUCACUGCCAGGGUAGGAGGCCUCGACCUCACCAGUCCUCUGUCCAACUCCAGCCUCAACCACAACACCUCCCAGUCUGCAGCCAGUAGCCCCACAUCUGCCUACACUCCCCAAACUCCGACACCUCAGACCCCGACUCCGACCGCCACCUCUCCUCCUCCUCCGUCAUCCACCUCUCCUCCACCCAACAACAAUAAGCCACUGCAGGAACAAGUUCCUCCCAUCCCCUCAUCUCCGGACCAGAGUCCCUGCUCGUCAGCAGAGGGGGAGGAGAUGCCCAAGAUCGAUCCCUUCUGUGGCAAACUGAGACGGAGCAUCCGCAGAGCUGUGCUGGAGUCGGUGUCACUGGAGAAAAUUAUCCCCGAGUCUCCUCAGAGCAGUGAAGCAGGAGACAUGUCUCCAAGUCGCUCUCCUUCCACACCUCGACACCUCCGCUACAGACAGCCUGGAGUCCAGUCAGGGGAGAACUCACGCUGCUCAGUCUCUCCUGCCUCAGCCUUCGCUAUUGCCACCGCAGCAGCAGGACAUGGUUCGCCACCAGUGUUCACUAACUCUGAAAGAACUUGUGAUAAAGAGUUCAUCAUCCGCCGAGCUGCAACUAACAGAGUCCUCAACGUGCUGCGGCACUGGGUUUCCAAACACUCACAGGACUUUGAGAUGAACGGGGAGCUGAAGAUGGCAGUGAUUUGUCUCCUGGAGGAGGUGCUCAGAGAUCCGGACCUCCUGCCACAGGAGCGAAAAGCUACUGCCAACAUACUAAGUCUGUUCUAUUCUACUCUGUCUCCUAGUGCCCUUUCUCAAGACGAGCAGGACGAUGCCCAGCUGAGGAUCGAGGACAUCUUGCAGAUGGCGGACUGUCCGAAGGCAGAGUGUUUCGAGUCUCUCUCAGCGAUGGAGCUGGCCGAGCAGAUCACUCUGCUGGAUCACAUCGUCUUCAGGAGCAUUCCUUACGAAGAGUUCCUGGGGCAGGGCUGGAUGAAGGUUGAUAAAACAGAGAGGACACCAUACAUCAUGAAAACUACUCAACACUUCAAUGAUAUGAGUAACCUGGUGGCAUCACAGAUUAUGACCCACACUGACGUUGGCUCCAGGGCCAACUCCAUAGAGAAGUGGGUUGCUGUGGCUGACAUCUGCCGCUGUCUCAACAACUACAACGGAGUACUGGAGAUCAUAUCUGCGCUCAAUCGCAGUGCCAUCUACCGUUUGAAGAAGACUUGGGCUAAAGUCAGCAAACAGACUAAAGCCCUGAUGGACAAACUGCAGAAGAUUGUGUCCUCUGAGGGACGCUUUAAAAAUCUGAGGGAGACCCUGAAAAACUGCAAUCCUCCAUGUGUGCCAUACCUGGGAAUGUAUCUAACAGACUUGGCCUUUAUUGAGGAGGGAACGCCCAAUUUUACUGAGGAAGGUCUUGUUAACUUCUCCAAAAUGAGGAUGAUAUCCCACAUCAUCAGAGAGAUCCGACAGUUCCAGCAGACUCCGUACAGAAUAGAGCAUCAAGCCAAGGUGACCCAGUACCUUCUGGAUAAGACUCUCAUCAUGGAUGAAGAGACGCUCUAUGAUCUCUCGCUGAAGAUCGAGCCCAGGCUUCCUGCCUGAGUUCCAGCUGUUUGUGGCCAGUGGGAGCCUGCCAAACCUGGACCCCCAAGGGCAACACGCCCACAUAAUCUCAUCAAUCAAGAGGAAAUCGGGAAGUUUUGAGAGCGACAUGGAGACGAAUAUGAGAGCGAUGCUGACUGAAGUGAGCGAUAUGUUUAGAGUCAAGUAUGAGGACAGUUGAACGAGCUUUUGCAAGAGACUCAGAGAGCAUGAGAAGAGGACAGGUUGAGAAGGAGUUGGACUGAUUGUCUUCAAGGAGAACAAGAGGAGAGGGUUUUGGUUGCAUCGGGUUUUGAGGAAAUGACAUGUCGCUGUUUGCGCUCAUCAUUCCUCGGUGGAGAGUGUGGUGCGCAUGACAUCACACUUCCUUAGACAGCCCGAGAGUGCAGGAAAGGCUGAGAGCAUGGAGCAAGAUACAGUGGAUGUAACAGAGAUGUAGCAUAUACAGAUAGUGUGACAGAGAGAGAUGUCUGAGCUUGUGUCUCUGUGCUGUUGUCUGUGUUCUGUUGCCUGUGCAUUUCCGUGCCAUGUCCUGGAGCAAAGAGCCCCAAAAAAACGCUUUCAUGAUGGUCACUGCAUAAAACUUGCAUGAUUUCAGCUUGGGAUGUAACUGUCUAAAUGGCCUUCAACCUGACCCCUGACCCUCAGCUUAGCAUGCUUCACUCGCACCGGGGUGACUCUCUAAGCCACUAUGCAUCCUCAGUGGGCUGGGUACGGCAAAUAUGCCUUUAAGCCUUCAGAUAUAAUAUAGAAAGAUACUAAAAUAAAGAUAAUUUAAAGUGGAAAUUUGGUAUAUUUUAAUAAAGUGGCUGAUUUUUACAUUGAUAAAAACUGAAAUAUGUAUUUAGUCUUUGCUUAAAGACGUCCCAUGAGAAUGGAAAGCUUUCUAAAAAAAAUGUCCGCAUGAAUGAUACAAAAUUAAAAACUUUAUCAGUGCCUUCCAUUAGUCAAUUUCCCCCCAAAUUGCCACUUUACAAGAGUAAAGUUUUAUAUAAAUCCUGCUUAGAAAUCUUAAGAUUCCUUUAAAAAAAAAAUUGGACUGUAGUUUCACUCAUUCAACUUCUUUUUAUCAGAAAAUAGGUCAUGUAGACUCAACAGUAGCAUGUUAGUGUGAACACAGUAAAGUCAUUGCAGCAAAUAUCUCCCUCUAGUGUUUAAACAUUGUUAUAACCUCUACUGACCCAAAGCUUUUGCAGCGUUUGUGUGCAGUUUGUUUGGCUUUUACAAAUUGUCAGAUACUGACGUGUGUAGUCAGGUCCCAGUGUGUAACUCUUGGAUGUAGGCUGGGACAGUUUUUGCACUCUCUGAGAUGUAGCUUCGCUUGAGUGACAGUAUGAUCGUUAUUUAUCAUGCUACUUAUUUCAUCAGAUACUGUAUUUAUGUUUGUAUAUAGUGACUCCACACAUAUCACAUGAUUGAUGAAGAAAUACUUUGAAUUGUUACGCUGUGAAUAUUGAUUUUUUUUUUUUAUUUGUCUCUUGCAUUUAUGUUGAAUUCUAGUUUUGCAUCCCUUGUAUUGCGAGAAAUCUGUAUAACUUUAUUCAAAAGAACAAAAGAAAAAAAAGAUGUAUUUUGAAGGUUAAAAAAAUGUAGCAUUUGAAUAAUCAAAAUUUGUUUUCUGUAUUGCUGGUAUGAUGAAACCUAGUUGUCCUGCAUGCACACAACAGCUGCAUGUUGUGCAUGUCUGACUGGACGCUCCCUGUGCGUUCUCCCUCUGCUUCUCUAUAUUUAUAUUGUCUCUGUAGCUGUCGGGAGGCUCUCUUAAAAGGCAUAGAAACAAUAUUUUGUCCAUCUAAUCUGGCACAUUUGUCUCAUAGUGUAGCUCAUAAUGUCCAGCAUAGUCUUUAGGCUAUGUCAUCUGCAAAACAGCCUGUUGUUAUGAAGUAGCAGUGUUGGAAGUUUUGCAGGCCAACUUUCCUCAUAAAACAAUAACCUUGUUCCAGAUUGAUUAGAGGAAAUGUUUUCAGGCUUUGCUUUUGGAAAAACGUGUCCUUCGCACUGCGUCUGUAAUUUUGAGUAUCUGUUUCACACACAGGUUUGGGAAGACAGGAUGCUAUGUUUGUAUUGUAAUAUCAUUUUUGUGUAUUUGUCUGCAUUUUUCACUUGUAGGUCCAGGGGAAAUAAAUUCAACAUGCCUUAUGUGUC